Molecule: messenger RNA, 2763 nt
Organism: Stegostoma tigrinum
Lineage: Eukaryota; Metazoa; Chordata; Chondrichthyes; Orectolobiformes; Stegostomatidae
Gene: rab8a
Product: RAB8A, member RAS oncogene family
Exons: 8
Coding region: 377-1000 (207 amino acids)
Biological process (GO): protein secretion; neurotransmitter receptor transport to postsynaptic membrane; regulation of exocytosis
Cellular component (GO): trans-Golgi network transport vesicle; synaptic vesicle; plasma membrane
Molecular function (GO): GTPase activity; GTP binding
Source: RefSeq, a predicted model, not a curated record
CUGUCGAUAAAGACAAGAGGUGCCGCUCUGUGACUCUAGGAAGUCGAGCCGGUCCCCUAGGCUCCUAAAUAUUUCCAUUCAUCCCAAGUCACAGGAAGUGAUAAGAGCUGAGCGAGAUCGAAGGCUGUACUCAGCAGCCUGUCAUUACCAGCUUAGAAGCCGCGGUUCAGCCGCCGACGCUGACUGUUCCCAGCGGAAACGGUUGUCACGGCGAGAAGGGAGCCCAUUUGUGAUUGACAACGGGACUAGCCAAUAAUUAUCCAACUUGUGGGCGGGGUCUGCCUCAUUGCCCAAUCAGCUGUGCAGUCUUUCCGAUAUGGGCCAAUGAGUGGCUGGAAGGCGGGACAUCCGGCGGAGCGGGGCGCGGGAGGCGGCCAUGGCGAAGACCUACGAUUAUCUCUUCAAAUUGCUGCUGAUCGGCGACAGCGGCGUCGGCAAAACGUGUGUUCUCUUCCGCUUCUCAGAGGACGCCUUCAAUACUACCUUCAUCUCCACGAUCGGUAUUGAUUUUAAAAUCCGAACAAUUGAAUUGGAUGGGAAAAAAAUCAAACUACAAAUAUGGGACACAGCUGGGCAGGAACGCUUUCGAACAAUCACCACUGCAUACUAUCGCGGGGCCAUGGGAAUCAUGUUGGUGUAUGAUAUCACGAAUGAAAAAUCUUUUGACAACAUCAAGAACUGGAUCCGGAAUAUCGAAGAGCAUGCUUCUGCUGAUGUAGAGAAAAUGAUCCUUGGGAACAAGUGUGAUGUGAAUGAAAAGAGGCAAGUCAGCAAAGAACGUGGAGAGAAGUUAGCCAGUGACUAUGGAAUCAAAUUCAUGGAGACCAGUGCAAAAGCAAAUAUCAAUGUGGAGAAUGCGUUUUUCACACUUGCCAGAGACAUCAAAGCAAAAAUGGACAAAAAACUGGAAGGCAACAGUCCCCAAGGCAGUAAUCAAGGAUUACGAAUUACCUCAGAGCAGCAGAAAAAGAGCAACUUCUUUCGUUGUCUUCUCCUGUAGUGAACAUUGCCUUAAAAGAAACAGCUCAAGCUCUCACUGACUUCAAGUGGAGUGUGCACGCUCUGAGCUUUUCCUGUAUGGAUGGACACUUGCUCUGGACAAGCCCUGUCGUGCUAUUGAAGGCCUACAGAGAUCGAGCAGCUGAGAAUUUUUUUUUAGCUUUUAGGACCUGUCUGAUGAUUACCUCAGGAGUGGCAAUGUGCGAGUCAGAAUCUUCUGAUGGGAAUCCCUCCGUUUUACUGAUUUCCAAUCUAUUGGGGUGUGAUUGUUUGGAAUCCUAAUUUUCCAUGUCCUGUUUUCCCCUCUGGUUUUCCUUUUGUUUUGGUUUCCCCCUACAAAUCUUGUGUUGUGCAGAUGCUGUGGUAUUUCCAUUGAUCUUACUGUGCAAUAUUCUGCAAUUCCUGUUGUCAUGGCUUCACAUUCAAUGCGCUGUACUUAUCAGUGUGUUCCAGUGAUUGCACUUUUUCUUCUGCCAGUAAUUGAACGUCAUUAUCAUGUGUACCUUGGAGACCUUAAUGGUUAUGCAAAGGAGCAGCCCAAAUAUCGACUUUCAAACCUAAAGGCAGAUUUCCCUAUGUAGCUCGUUCCCUAUGGUGGUGACAUACUACAUACAGCAGAGUUGUUCUGGAUCAGAUGUGAGUUGAAGUAUGUUGAAGCAGUAGUAUGUUGAAGUGUAGUUUCGGAUGUAGUACCUCCAGUUUAACACAGGCAAUUAGUCUGUAUCACUGUGUACAGCAGACUAGACCUUGACAACAAACCUGGGAUAAACUCUGCUCACCACUUCCUUGUGGUGCUUCCUGUGGUACUGCUACAAUCUGAGCCAGUUUUAAUUGUUAGACUGGAUUGAACAGAAAUGGCUAGAAAUCAGAAGGCAAAACAGAAUUCUGAUAAUUAUUGCUGCAAACUGUCUGCUUCCCUGAUGUUGUCUGAGAAAGGAUGUCUUCAAGAAUGAAAUGGAGGGAGGAAUCCAGGAGGGAGCAGGAUAAGACGGAUAUGGUGAUAUCCUCCUUUUUGUACUUGCUGAUGUUGAAUAGCCAUGAAUUUAUCAGCACUUGACCAGUGGAGCCGGCUAAACCAUAUUUUGAAUAGUAUUUGGAUGUUAAUGCUUAAACUGAUGGGAGUCUGUGCUGUUUAAAUCAUGCCAUUAUUGUAAGCAGGGUAAUUAUUUACCAAUUGCAAGUGUCUAGUUUAAUGAAUUAAAGGCUUAAAGCACAGUAAGCAGGUCCUAAAAAUUCAGCUUAUGCAUAAUUCUCAAACUUGAGUACUGGAAUAGUAAAACCCCUCAGGGAGGUUAAAUGCACUUUUAGUUGAUGAGCGAUGCUUAAUAGCUGUCAUCUCCCUAGUAUUUGUGGAACAGGAGAGAUCUGUGAAUUGGAGUGUACCAGUAGAUUUGCCUCUUGCACUAUCCAUUCCUGAGCCAGUCCCUGUUUGUGACUAUCACUGUAUAAACCUAAGCACUGGGCAGUAAAUUGUACCAGAAUUUGCUGAUAGUACUAUUUUUAUUAGUCCUUUAACGUGGAAGUAUUCAUUUGGAGUUCCCUCACAGCCGGGCUGUAGCUGUGUUGCUAUGAUAGACAAAAGGAGAAAGGUCUAAAAUAUAACUUUAAUUCUUAGAAUAUUGUAUUUUUUUAAAAAAGUACAAUGAAAGGAAACAAAUUAUCUUCCAAUCUUUGCCCUCUCCUCUGGCCCAAUACAGAUCGAGGUGGUGUAUGUGCCCUUAUGUUAAGUUGCUGCUCCCAAACUAGAAGGGAAAACCAGGAAUA